AGCUCUUUCUAAAAUCUUCUAGAAUCAUCUUCUCACUCUCUAUCUGUCUUCUUCAUCAGUCCCCCCAUCUCCAACACAAUCUUCAAAACCUCUCCUCACUCAAAAUUAAAAUCCUUAACCCAAAAAAUCAACAAUGUUCGGCGUCGUCUUCCCCAAUCGAAGUUUCCCAAUCGACAUCUCAACCUUCACUCAAAUCGAUACUUUCCAUUGGGUUCUCGACAUGAACCACUUCGUCGGUGAAGCAUAUGAUCAAAUCUCAGAGAUGUGUAUCUUCUUGUUAAACAACUUCAAUCUCCCACCAGAUAAAGCUUUAGCUGUAUACGUUCAAUCCCCAGGAUCAGCUUUUGUGUUCUGUGGUGCUGUGACUUUAGCUAGACCUUCUGCUGUUUUGUCACUUCAAUGGCCUGAACCUGGUAGUGCUGCUCAGAUGCAGCUCACGGCGGGUGAUUCGAGUUCUUUAUCGGCCAAGAUCGGUGUUUCUGUUGAGGAUGCGGCGGCGUUAAGUUCGAUGGAUGUUGUGGCGGAGAGGAGGAUUGAGAGAUUGGCUAUGAAAGUUGGGGAGAAUUUGUUUAACUUUAUGCAGUCUUUUUGUGGUGUUGAUGGAAGUAAAUUGGUUGUUCCUAUGGAUAUUUUGGAUCGUUGGUUUAAGAAGUUUCAGGAGAAAGCUAAACGUGAUCCUGGUUUCCUCAAAACCUUUGCUUUGUAAGGUUAGUUUUUAGCUUCAGUGUUACUCCAAUGGUGGGUUUUGGAACAUUUGAUCUUUGGGGUUCUGUAUGAUGAAUUGAACCAGAGAUUGUAGUUUUACUUGGUUUAUGAUCUUGCUUCACUGUACUACAAUGGUGGGUUUGUCCCAUUUGAUAUUGGGUUCUGUAUGAUGAAUUGAACAAGAGAUUGUAGUUUGCCAAUGUUCUCUUUGCUUACAUAUGAAUUAUAGCUUCAGUAA
This is a messenger RNA of Camelina sativa (false flax), 943 nucleotides long. RefSeq names its product protein OPI10 homolog. Lineage: Eukaryota; Viridiplantae; Streptophyta; Magnoliopsida; Brassicales; Brassicaceae. Gene Ontology annotation, molecular function: nuclear import signal receptor activity. Gene Ontology annotation, biological process: protein import into nucleus. The record is from RefSeq and is a predicted model, not a curated record. Gene Ontology annotation, cellular component: cytosol; nucleus.